AUGCUGGGCUCGGCUCAUGGGCUUCUUCAACGCGUACGGACCGUCGGACACCGGUUCUUCCACCGUUUCGGCAUACAUUGCGCUACCCACCAAAUACGCGUCAUCCUCAUCUCUGGAGUUGUCAUCACAUCUUUAUUCUAUCCCGCUCUCGCAAUCUACACGUCGGCUCAACCCCGGUUUCUGGCGCAUUUCACCUCGCAGAUCCUUGACCCAUUCAUCGCCGAGAAUGCGCUCUCGGGCUACUAUGCUCAAGAUGACCUUGUCGACAUCUGGUCCGGCUACGACAGCUUGCACCUUCGCGAAGACUCAUUUGCCCAGGCGCGGUGUGGUGUAGAACAUACUCUACGCAUCGAGCGUCUGCUCAUCCAUAGCGCGGCUACGGAUGCGGGGGCAUUGGAUUAUCAGACUCUGGCCUCCGCGCUGGAUCUGGAACGGCUUAUCUCGUCCGAGCUAUCCGUUCGUCAAGUUCCCUGCCUUAAACGGGAUGGCCGAUGUAUGGCCAUCACACCGCUCGCGUUCUGGCAUCACGAUGAGGCGGCACUGCGGGAAGACACGGACAUUCUCAGCGCACUCGACGGCUCGCGCAACAUCUCUGUAGGCUCUGUUCCGGUUACGCCACCCAUGGUCCUCGCUGGGCGCGGAGACAACGCCGCCCAAUUUCUUGUCUUCACGUACUUCUUUUAUGACAAUGACUGCCUUAGCAACACGGGCCAUCUCGCAUGGCGGGAACUGCUCGUCAACUCUACUGCGCCGUUCCCACUCCUAUUGGAUACCCAGGAGCCGCGAAUCGUUGAGCUUACUUAUUCCACGGAGAAGAGUCGUACGACCCCGGACGUUCUCACCAACCUGAUCUAUCUGGCUUACUUCCUAUUCGUCCUCAAGGCGAUACGGGAUUUGCGGCAUCUACCUCCCGUUCAUAAUCCACUCGGCCUAUUCUUCACCGGCGUAGUCGAGGUCGUGGUCAGUACCAUCACGAGCAUGAGCGUCUGCGCUCUUUUUGGGUUCAGAAUUACCACGCUGCCAUGGACGUUAUUUCCGUUGGUGAUCUCGUUCAUUGGUUCAGAGACAAUGACGAAUCUUGUCAACGCGGUCGUCAAGACUUCUAUCGCGCUGCCGGUGAAGGAGCGAAUCGGAGAGGGUCUGAGCAAAGCAGGGACGUCCAACUCGCUGAAGGUGCUCACCUACAAUAUCAUUCUCGGUGUCAUCGCUUUCUUCGCCAAGGGCGCCAUUCGCCACUUUUGCGCCUUCGCAGUCGUCGUCCUUGUGGCGCACUGGUUUCUCGUACACACAUUCUUCAUCGCCGUUCUGUCCAUCGACCUUCAGCGAAUGGAACUCGAAGAGUUACUUCAGCAAAAUGCGAGCGAAGCGAUGUCCACGCCUGUGCCGUCACCUCCUGUACCGAAAGAUGUCAAAGGCAAGCGCUCAGUGGCGUAUGGCAUACGGAGCGUGCUGCGUGGCCGAGCAGCGACCAAUGUCAGCCUGCUUCUUCUUCUCGCCAUCACAGGAACAUUGUGGAUUGCCACAGCGCCUUCGAACAACGUCAGAGACUCGAUGUUCGCUUUCGAUCCUAACGUUGAGCGCUCGAAGUUGACCACGGAAUUGGAAAGCCGCAACCUACCCGCAUAUCACACUUGGCGUUUCCUUAACCCCAACGACGAACCGAGCAUCUACAUGCGUAUCCAAUCUCCAACGAUACUCAUGCUUCAACCUCCGGCAAACCAAACGACAGAAACACCCGCUGGCGCCGUGAAGCAUUCGAGGAGCAUGUCAGCUCUCUAUCUUCGGACAGUUACUUGGCUGCUUCGCAUUGUUAUCUUGCCCAUGGGAAUCACGUUGGGCGCACUAUACGGACUGCUGCUCUAUCUUUUGAAGGACGCGGACAGACUCGAAGCCCAGCGUAAUCGAGCCGAGGCGGAAACUCCUGCGCCGGACGAGGCUCCAUCUCUGGACAAGCAGGUCAAGUUCGAUACACUACCGCGCGCGCUACCCACGGAUGCGGACCUCAUCGCCUCGAGCACGGAUGGCAGCAUCGUCGUCGUUGUGGGCAUCGAGAACGAGACGGUUGUGUGGGUCCGCGAGACGCAGAUGCACUACACUGUUCGGACGACGGAGCUACUAUUGCGCGGCGCGAGUUCCUCCAAUACGGCAUCGGCGGUCACUGCUGUCACAGUGAACGACGACGGAAGUGCAUUUGUCCUCGGGACAGGAACAGGCGUCGUUGCUCUAUGGACCAUUGAGAACAAUGUACCGCGCGCUUCGCCCAUCAUCGCCGCGUCUCCGUCGUCUUCUGCCGUAGUGCAGCUCAACUUCGCGAACCCUCGCCUAUUGCCUUUCGCUCAAGCCGCUCCUCCCAGCUCGCGCCCACCUUCGCCUUUACAGUCAUUGGUUUUGGCCGCUGCAUACGAGAACGGCAUCGUGGCGAAAUGGGAUACCCGCGCGCUUAGCAGCCCCACCAAAGUCAUUCCACCUGGUGCCGGCGUACUCUGGUCUUCCCUCGUGAAAAUGUCGAAGCCGGAGCGACUUCUCGCAUUCUACGCGAUGAACGACGGCACACUCGAGGUGCAUGACCUUUUGCCGUCGCUUGACAACAUGCUCGCGGCGGAGAUGCGUCUUGCUGUCGGCUCACCCGACGAUCCACCUGCCCGUGCCCAUGCGGCUUACGUGGACCUCGGCGGUGUAACCAGCCUUGUGAUCGUCGCCGCAACGGAUGCUGGCGUUGUCACUGUAUGGGACGCGAACACGGCUGAAUGCGUAUCCGUACUCGAAGACGCGCUCGGCCAGAUCUCUUCCUUGCGCAUCGGCGCCGUCCCUCCGCAGCCGUGCCCUCGCUGUCACGAGCUCCCCGCGGACGGCUUCAUACUCGCCACGAGCGUAGGCAGCAAUGUGCUAGCCUACAGAGCGCAAUUACCUUCACUUGGGCGCCGCCAUUGCAUGUGUUCAUGUCCAGCGAACGACGCGCCUGCGCUAUGGAGCUCCUCAGCUUCCCGCAGACGCACGUCGAGCGUAGCGUCGAGUAAUGGCUCGGCAACACCUCGCUCACGACAACCUUCGGUAUCUGAAGGGCACUUCAUCGAGCCGCCGCCCACAUUCCCGAUAUCCGGACACGGUAGCCUCUCAAGGCGAGGUUCACAGAAGGAUCUCAAGGGCGCUCGAAUGGCGUCCGAGUCAGCGCUUACAGUCACGCUAGACGCUGACGAGAAUGGGCAUGCAAGGGAGCUCGGGAUCUUCAAGUGGGGCCCGGCGAUCCGCUCGCGAUGGAAGGAGGUUACGCUGGAGCGCUGUGCUGAGAUUGCAUGCGAUCGUGGCACUUGGGACAUCGUGGGUGGGCGCGUUGUUGGCAUUCGACGGCGUCCACGGGUAGCCCAACCUACGACGAGCGGGGCCAACAAGAUGCUACCCUUCGUGUCCAUGCCACGCUCGGCUGAGGAAGCCAGAGGGCUUAGCCUCGCCUCGCGCGAGCGCUGGGAACUCUGGACCCUCGACACGCUACAGGGUCUGGCGCCUCUUGCCGUCGCGCUGACGGCGCUAGCGUCUGCCGAGGCACGACCGCGGCGCGAGGCUGAUGAGACGCCGCGCCUCCCUUUCACCCGUGUUGCAUCGCUGUUUGCUGGACCUGCACAUGCACUAGCUGGGUUUGGGAACACUGUCGGCGUUUUCUCGUUUGAGUCGGGGUAG
Peniophora sp. CBMAI 1063 is the source of this 3675-nucleotide messenger RNA. The record is from the annotation of a GenBank genome assembly. NCBI's taxonomy places the organism in Eukaryota, Fungi, Basidiomycota, Agaricomycetes, Russulales, Peniophoraceae.